GUUUUGUGUUACAGGCACACAUGGCAUUCAGGGAUGUGGCCGUGGAUUUCACCCAGGAGGAGUGGAGGCUGCUGAGCCCUGCUCAGAGGACUCUGUACAGGGAGGUGAUGCUGGAGAACUACAGCAACCUGCUCUCACUGGGAAUUCCACUUUCUAAACCAAAACUCAUUACCCAGCUGGAGCAAGGAAAAGAGACUUGGAGAGAGGAGAGAAACUGUCCACCAGCCACUUGUCCAGAACCAAAGCCAGAACUCCACCUUGGUCCUUUCUUCCCUCCGGAUUUGUCCAGUCAGAAAUUCCCCGUGCAGCAUGUGCUGUGUAAUCAUCCCCCCUGGAUCUUUACAUGCUUGUGCACAGAAAGUCACAUCCAGCCAGGGGAUCCACACCCCGGGGACGAGGAGAAGCAGCAACAAGCCUCCGAUAGAAGUUCCUGGAGUGAUAGAGCACAAGGUCAAGAGAGACAAGGUGCCAAGCCUUUGUUUGGAAGGACAAAGAAAAGGACUCUGGGAGUGUUCUCCAGGCUACCCCAAAAGCAGCCAGUCAGCUCGCGGAACGGCAUCAGAGGAGUGGAGAUAGAGACCACACCGGCCCAGACGGGGAACCCUGAGGAAACAGACAAAUUGUUGAAGAGGAUAGAAGUCUUAGGAUUUGGAACAGUCAACUGUGGAGAGUGUGGACUGAGCUUCAGCAAGAUGACAAACCUGCUUAGUCACCAGAGGAUACACUCAGGAGAGAAGCCUUACGUGUGCGGGGUGUGUGAGAAGGGCUUCAGUCUAAAGAAAAGCCUCGCCAGACACCAGAAGGCACACUCAGGGGAGAAACCUAUUGUGUGCAGGGAGUGUGGACGAGGUUUUAACCGGAAGUCAACACUCAUCAUACAUGAGAGAACACACUCCGGCGAGAAGCCUUAUAUGUGCAGUGAGUGCGGGCGAGGUUUCAGUCAGAAGUCAAACCUCAUCAUACACCAGAGGACACACUCAGGGGAGAAGCCUUACGUGUGCCGGGAGUGUGGCAAAGGCUUUAGUCAGAAGUCAGCUGUUGUUAGACACCAGAGGACACACUUAGAGGAGAAGACCAUCGUGUGCAGUGAUUGUGGCCUGGGCUUCAGUGACAGAUCAAAUCUCAUCUCCCACCAGAGGACACAUUCAGGGGAGAAGCCCUAUGCCUGCAAGGAGUGUGGACGAUGCUUUAGGCAAAGAACAACCCUCGUCAACCACCAGAGGACACACUCAAAGGAGAAGCCUUAUGUGUGCGGAGUGUGUGGGCAUAGCUUUAGCCAGAAUUCUACCCUCAUCUCUCACAGGCGGACACACACCGGGGAGAAGCCAUAUGUGUGUGGGGUGUGUGGGCGAGGCUUUAGUCUGAAGUCACACCUCAACAGGCACCAGAACAUACACUCAGGGGAGAAGCCCAUUGUGUGCAAGGACUGUGGACGAGGCUUCAGCCAGCAGUCAAAUCUCAUCAGACACCAGAGGACACACUCAGGGGAGAAGCCCAUGGUGUGUGAGGAGUGCGGGCGAGGCUUCAGCCAGAAGUCAAACCUCAUUGCACACCAGAGGACACACUCAGGGGAGAAGCCGUAUGUGUGCCGGGAAUGUGGGCGAGGCUUCAGCCACCAGGCAGGCCUCAUCAGGCACAAGAGGAAACACUCAAGGGAGAAGCCCUACAUGUGCAGGCAGUGUGGCCUAGGCUUUAGCAAUAAGUCGGCUUUAAUCACACAUAAGCGCGUACACUCAGAAGAGAAGUCAUGUGCAUGCAGAGAGUGUGGCCAAGGCUUUAUCCAAAAGUCACUCCUCACCUUACAUCAAAUGACACACAAAGGGGAGAAGCCAUGCAUGUGCAAGACUUAUGGGCAAGGCAUUGGCCAGAAAUCUCACCUCAACAGACACAAGAAAAUAAAGUCUGGCCACCACAGACAGCCACUGCAGCCCGAGCCUGAGGCCUAUUUGGGGCAAUCUUCUGAGCCCUUGUUCUCUCUUUGAAAGUGAAGAUGAUGGCAAGGACUAACAGUCAAAAUUUUUAUGCUUUCAUGAAUUGGAGAAGGAAAUGCAUUCCAUAAGUGGUCAGAGAACAUUUGACUUGGUUUACUUACUUCACACUAAGUCUUCUCCAUAUUUUGUGGCCUUUUGUUCUAAUAAACUUAGCUUCCUUACAAAUCUGUAA
Propithecus coquereli (Coquerel's sifaka) is the source of this 2163-nucleotide messenger RNA. It is a transcript of the gene ZNF133, whose product is annotated as zinc finger protein 133. The record is from RefSeq and is a predicted model, not a curated record. Gene Ontology annotation, molecular function: RNA polymerase II cis-regulatory region sequence-specific DNA binding; DNA-binding transcription activator activity, RNA polymerase II-specific. The transcript is spliced from 3 exons. Gene Ontology annotation, cellular component: nucleus. NCBI's taxonomy places the organism in Eukaryota, Metazoa, Chordata, Mammalia, Primates, Indriidae. Bases 21 to 1982 code for a protein of 653 amino acids. Gene Ontology annotation, biological process: regulation of transcription by RNA polymerase II.